Molecule: messenger RNA, 903 nt
Organism: Cuscuta campestris
Lineage: Eukaryota; Viridiplantae; Streptophyta; Magnoliopsida; Solanales; Convolvulaceae
Source: the annotation of a GenBank genome assembly
GCAUUUCUUAUUGUUGUUGGUUGUUUGGAGAGGAUAUUGAUUGCUUUAUGAUUGCUACUCCGUGUAAGGGUAAUAUGCAUCUGCAGGUUGAAGUGGUUUUUGAUGGAUUCAUUUUUUUUAUAAUGCUGGCAGAAACGGUUCAGGCUCCAACCUUGUUUCUUUUCUUUAAAACUGGGACAAAGCGAUUUGGUACUCAUCUAUUCCUAUCUGUUUUCAUGCAGUGGGGAUUUUGCCGGUGUGAAGAUAUAUGUUGGGUCAAAACAAAUAAAAAUAAUGCCACCUGAGGAUUACGCCAUGAUUCACAUACUCUCCUACAGCGCUCGAAGAUGGACCCCCUGGCAAAGUUUGUUUCUUGGAAUCGCCCAACAACUUCGCUACUGUUGUGGUCGGAGCUGGUAUGCGAUGGAAAGAUGGACGACUGGAAGCUGUAAAAGGGUAGAAACGAAGGACAACAGGAGGAGGAGGAAAAAGGAUCCUGAGUGGCGGUGUAAUGUAUAUAACGAAAGUGAGAGAACAGAAACGGUAUGUAAUGAUGGAGUUGGUGAAGGCCCGGUAACGGCAAGAGGCACGCGGAGGGCGUGUGUCGGGUCAUGGAAGACUCCCCAAAGGAGUGGGGGCUUGUGAUGGGCCAUUGGGCUAAUUGAAAGGCCCAACCCAAAGGUGCCACUGCGGUCUGCAAUCUAGGUGGCCUGUGGAGAGUUGGGAACGCCGAUUGAGGAUCCGCUGUAAUUGGGCCGGGUUGCCACGAUACGCGUCCAAAACAGUUGCACAACCAGAGAGGUUGGAUCAACGGUUAGGGUGCGGUAGCAGGUAAGGUUGUGGUUUCUAUGGAUCCGGUUGAGAAUCAUGCGUGAUCUAGUUACUUUAUUUAUCACCUACCUUAAAUAUAUUAUACUUUAUUUU